GGAGAUCCUCUCGACUGGGUGAAGGAGACAGAGAAGGACAGUGCCAUUCCUAGCCUCCCUUUGACAAUGGCUCUGCCUCUAAAGGUCCUGAGCCGGAGCAUGGCCAGCGCAGCCAAAGGAGACCAUGGAGGGGCAGGAGCCAACACCUGGCGCCUCCUGACCUUUGUGCUGGCUCUCCCCGGCGUAGCCCUCUGCUCCCUUAACUGCUGGAUGCAUGCUGGCCACCACGAGCGCCCAGAGUUCAUCCCUUAUCACCACCUCCGCAUCCGAACCAAGCCCUUCGCCUGGGGGGACGGCAACCACACGCUUUUCCACAAUCCCCACGUCAAUCCUUUGCCCACCGGCUAUGAGCACCCUUGAUGUCUCAGCAGACAUGCUCUGCCAGCAAUCUUCAAAUUGACCUUCUGUUCACCGGCUCUGAGAGCCCCUGAGGUUCCAGUGGAUGGUUCCAAGCUCAAUAAAGGUGUGGAAGUUUUGUGUCCUCUGGCUCUUUGGGAACAGCAUGGUGGAAGGGGCUGGGCAGGCUCUUGGGCAGUUGGUAUCUGGGUUCCAGUUAUUUUUUUUUAUAUAAGGAAAAUGUGAUGUUUCCACCUGCAUUUUCAUUUUAUUUUUAAAAAAUUUAUACAAGCAAUACAUUGAAUAUUGAGCAUAUU
Molecule: messenger RNA, 653 nt
Organism: Mus caroli (Ryukyu mouse)
Lineage: Eukaryota; Metazoa; Chordata; Mammalia; Rodentia; Muridae
Gene: Cox6a2
Product: cytochrome c oxidase subunit 6A2
Biological process (GO): mitochondrial electron transport, cytochrome c to oxygen
Cellular component (GO): respiratory chain complex IV; mitochondrial inner membrane
Molecular function (GO): enzyme regulator activity
Source: RefSeq, a predicted model, not a curated record